Bombus pascuorum is the source of this 4047-nucleotide messenger RNA. RefSeq names its product neuropeptides capa receptor-like. Gene Ontology annotation, cellular component: plasma membrane. The record is from RefSeq and is a predicted model, not a curated record. Gene Ontology annotation, biological process: neuropeptide signaling pathway. Gene Ontology annotation, molecular function: neuromedin U receptor activity. The transcript is spliced from 6 exons. Lineage: Eukaryota; Metazoa; Arthropoda; Insecta; Hymenoptera; Apidae. Bases 932 to 2329 code for a protein of 465 amino acids.
GUCCAACGGUAUCGUUAAGAAUGUUGUGUUCAGUCACGCUGUACAGUAGUCUGCUGUCGACAGCAGCGAUUGGCUGAUUUACCGUCCUCCCCUUCAUUUCGACCAUUUAUUUUGAUCAUUUGUGUUAAUGAUAGCAAGUUACGCGCUCAAAACACAUAUCUCUUUCUUGCUCCUCACCGUGCGCAUGGUUUCCAAUUUUUUUCUCGCAUUUCUUUCCUUAUCUUUUUUGAAGCUAUAUAUUUUACGAGCAUUACCGACAAAUUAUAGAUAUAAAUAUAAACAAAAUAUAAAUAUAAACUGUAUUUUAGGAGAAAUUAUAAUAUUUUGUGAAAUUGUUCUAGCGAUGAUAAUUAGUAACGAUAAAUAAUAACGUGUUUCUUCGUUGCUCGGUAUGUGAAUCGUGUAUGUUUGUUUGUGAGAAGAUUUGUAUCUGGAUGAAAAAGAAUGGAAAUAUGUGGUGGCUUAUUAACAAGAAACGGUCGAGCAAACUUACAACUUCGAAUCAAAUUUUCAUUGAAAUGACAAGUUGAAUGUCUACGAUUAAAUUUGGACGGAGUGAAUAUUUGAAAUAGGUCUACGAUAUUUUAUUAUUCGAAGUGAAACAAUUUUGAUAAAAUUAUUGAACUUUCUUCAAUUUGUCUCAAGCUGAUGACCUACUAAUGAUCGACCGAUCGUGGUUUGUUGACUCGACAUCGAAUUAUCGAGCCUCGUAGCAGAAUGUUUUGUUUACCGCUGAUCAUUUCUACGAUCACGCGUAAUACAUUUUUAAACUAAAUUAAACUAAAUGAAACGUGUGAAAUUCUAAACGUGUUUCUUCAAGAACACGCAAGUUUCGUUUGAAAUAUUCAGCGAUCGAAGUACGACUUCUUUCGCGAAAGAUAUUCUUUGAGAACAGAGGAAGAAAAUCUACUUGCCCACCUUAAAAAUCAUCAUGGAAACGUCGAAGAACGAUACAAACGAUCUCUACGACUUUUGGAAGGAUUUGGACUUGAAGAAUUUAACGGAAGACGAAUAUUUGGCCACGGUACUUGGACCUAAGUAUUUGCCUCUGAAGAUGGUGAUACCAUUAACGAUAGCGUACGUGACAAUUUUUGUGACCGGUAUUUUUGGGAACGUCACGACGUGUAUCGUAAUUAUAAGAAAUCCUUCGAUGCAUACGGCCACCAACUACUACUUAUUCAGUCUGGCUAUAUCUGACCUUAUUCUACUUGUAUUGGGAUUACCUAAUGAACUGAGCCUCUUUUGGCAACAAUAUCCAUGGGUUCUAGGAGUUGGUCUCUGCAAAAUCAGGGCAUACGUAUCGGAAGUAUCCUCCUACGUAUCGGUUCUUACGAUAGUAGCCUUUUCCAUGGAAAGAUAUUUGGCGAUUUGUCACCCGCUCCGCGUUUAUACAAUAAGUGGCCUCAAAAGACCAAUACGUUUUAUUUUAGUCGCGUGGUCGAUUGCGUUGGUUUCUGCCAUACCGUUUGCAAUCUACACGAAAGUCAACUUAGUCGAAUAUCCACGAGAUUCCGGGAAUUACUCGGCUAAUUCCGCGGUUUGCGGAAUGUUGCUGCCAUAUAUGCCUAAUUUCCCUCUCUAUGAGUUGAGCAGUAUUAUAUUUUUCUUGAUACCGAUGCUAGUUAUUUUGGUGGUGUAUACCAGAAUGGGUUUAAAAAUCAGAAACAGUACAAAUCAUACUUUAAACUCUGUGAUGCAGGGCGCUAUUCAUGGAGACUCGAGGCAAAUUCAGUCUCGAAAAUCCGUAAUCAGAAUGUUAACUGCGGUGGUUAUUUUAUUUUUCAUUUGUUGGGCACCGUUUCAUGCUCAACGAUUGCUUUAUAUCUACGCGCAAGAAUCUGACUACUAUCCAGACUUGAACGAGUGUCUGUAUAUCUUAAGCGGAUGUCUCUAUUACUUCAGCACAACCGUGAAUCCAAUUUUAUACAAUUUGAUGAGUAUGAAGUAUAGGAAAGCGUUCAAAGAAACCAUCUGCUGCAAAACGAGAAUGACAGGCAGGAGAAGUUGGACUACCAGAGAGUCUCAAAUGUGCAAUAGUAAUUCGAGCGGAAAAGCGCGAAGCUCAAGUUUCAAGUGUUCAGUGAGACAUACUAUUAGUCAAGCGAAGGAGAUGUUUCGAUUCACUACGAGUCGAGAAGGCGUGAAUAGAGAUGGAAAUAUAAACGAUAAUGUCGCUCGUAAAUCAUACAUGCUCAAAAAGGAAGAUUCCACGUCGAAGCCCCUUCUCAAUCGAAUGCACUCAGGACAGCAGGAAGAAAUAAAUAAAAGAGAUUCUACACGUAACACAGAAGAGAAUAAGUCUGGAUCUACAACCAGCAGCGUUUUGUAAUUUAGGUUGUACAUUGUUAGUCGUUAAAAUUAUUGUACAUAAUAGUUUUAAGCUUGUUGUACCGUUAUUGCUUAUCUUAUUUAUUUUCCGACUGUAUUGUAUAGCUGCGUUUUUAAAUUCAUUUUUACUCAAUUGUACUUAAGGAUUAUGUACUUAAUAAAAGUUCUAACGGUCAAUUGUGAAAAUCGUAAUGUACGUAGAUCAAAUGUAAAUAAGCACUGUUUAUCGAGUGACAUUUAUUUUAUAGUAGCACGUACAAAAGAGUAAAAAUCAUGCGAGAAAGGCGAGUACAUACUUUUGUCAGUCUAGAAAACUCCAACAAAGAACGGUAUCUUGUGACAAGGAAUGUCGACGCUAUUAAUUCUCUUUAUCAAAGGUUCGAAUCCUUUUAAUGAAACUAUUUUAAAUACGGUUGAUAUAAGAAACUGUUUAAAAUCUUUUAAAGCUUUCUAUCGGGUACUUUAUUACUUCAUUGGAUAUCAAAUUUUUUUAUUAGAUACAUCUUGCGCCUGGAAAAUCUUUUUCUCAACAACGAAGCAAAAUUCUCUUUAAAAUCUCGCACUAGCAAUACAGGACUAUUUAGUUCAUCUUAUUUCAGUUUAUUUCCUUUUAUUUCAUUAUUUUUUAUAAUUUAAUGCAAAUCAGAAUUCGCGCGUCAAAAGGAAAUGAAUAAAAUAAAUACAAUUAAAUAUGAUCUCUGGAGAUCGUAUUUAUAUAUUUAACAAAUAUUUUGAUGCGCCACAAAAUUAUUCAACGCGGAAUUAAAAAUAGAGAAGAAGUUAAAUGUGGAGAAUAAUUGAAUAAACGAAAUAUAUGGAAAAUAUAUUAUGAAAUAAUGUAUUAGUAUAUCACAGUAUAUGAAUAUUUAAAAAUAAUAAGUUUCUGAUAAAACUUGUCCAAGAAUUGUUUCGCCAAGGAACGGGUUGUAAUUACUUCCUGAAGUUUCGAAUUGAUUGACAUCAAGUUCGAACUUUUAAUGAACAUGGACGAAGGAAAUGUGAUAAGCUUACGUCUGUAACUGUGUAAAGUUUGUCGGUAGUCGAAAAUCAAAGUUUCGUAAUUGUAAGAUAUUUGCUCUUCAAGUUUACUUAUAAUCACAAAAAGCUAGCGUUUGUGGUUUAUUAAAUAAAAUUCCGUAUUUGCAGGAACAGAAAAUAGUUGCUGUAGUAACAAAACUUUUGGACGUCUCGUUACGUAAUUGAAUUAACCUGAUCCGAGCUUGUUAUUGACUCUGGUAAUAAAAUUCUACAUCUACGAAGUGAUUCGAAAAGUAAUAUAUCCAAUAAUAUUCUCGAUUAAAUUGAUCUAGAAAAUAAUUUUGUACCUGAUAGCCAAAUCAGUCGAAUUCUCAACAAAGUAGGAAAAUAACAUAUUUCUCGUGUAAAAAAUGUAUUAAUUUUUGUUGUAUAAAAAAUUGCAGCGUGCUGAAGUAACGAAAAGUUAUUGUUAUAGUGGUCUGCUGUCAGUUUGCUGCGUUAUGUAAUAUACAUUCCAUUCUUCUGUUAUGAAGGAAAAGAGAAGGAAGAAUUGGAGAAUAGAAAAGUCUCCUCACCAAAUAAAUUUUAUAAAAGCAAUUUCUUGAAACUAUCUUUUUAAACUUCUAUUCAGAAGACACUUGAAAUAUAAAACAGCUUGUUUAAAACAAAAUUGUUGGAGGACAGAAAAACUCAGGUGUAUCUGAUUUUAAGGUGACGUUGUAAUUAAAAUAGUUUACAUCA